CACGGACAAACCCCUUCUUCCUCUCCAAGCAAAAACACUUUCCCCUUCCAAAAUCCCCCCAAAACCUCCAUUCUACGGUUUCUUCCCUGCUCCUCAAUUUCACGCCUCCUCUGUUUAAUCUCCGGCUUCCUUCAAUCAUCCCGUUCGACCUUUUCGUCAAUUGGUUACUAUGUUGUUGUCUAGGGUUUUGUCUCGCGUCGCUGGGAACGGCGGCGGCCGACGCUCCCUGCUUCUUAUCUCCUCUGCCUCCACCAAACAGCAACAGAUUUCUGGAGUCCAACCUGUUAUUCAUCAGGGUCUCGAGCAUGUGUCCGGGUUUCAUCAAUCAGCCUUCAAUUCUUUUCCCUUUGGGAAAUUUGGAUUUGCUUCAUCUGCUUCACCCGAGCAAACAGAAAAGGAACAAGGUGCUACACAGAGCAAUGACCAAGGGAAAAUAAACGGAGAUGCGGACUCAGGUGCUCUUUCAGAAGAUUCAGUGUCUAGAGAGAGCAAAGAGCCAGGUUCUGAUUCAGAAUCUCAAGCAACUGAGUCUGCACGUGCUAAAAGGAGAAGGGGUAGUACUAAACGAACUGCAUUUUCUGAUUCAGAUUCGGAGGAGGAUGCUGAUGAUCUGACCAGGGAUGACUUGUUGAAGCUUGUUGUUGAGAAGGAUGAGCUUUUGCAGUCGAAGCAGGAAGAGUUCCAGAUGAUGAAAGAUAAAUUCCUCCGUGCCUUGGCAGAGAAUGAGAAUGUCAUGGAAAGGACUAAACGUGAAGCGGAGAACUCUAAAAAGUUUGCCAUUCAGAAUUUUGCAAAAGGUCUGCUGGAUGUUGCAGACAACUUGGGAAGGGCUUCUUCAGUUUUCAAAGAGAGUUUUGCGAAGAUUGAUACAUCUAAAGACAGUGCUGGAGUGGUGCCACUUGUGAAGUCGCUUUCAGAAGGAGUCGAUAUGACAGAGAAACAACUUGGGGAGGUAUUUAAGAAGUUUGGUCUGGAAAGAUUUGAUCCAACAAAUGAGCCUUUUGAUCCACAUAGACAUAAUGCUAUGUUUCAAGUACCCGAUGCUUCUAAACCUCCAGGCACAGUUGCACAUGUUCUGAAGGCAGGAUACAUGCUCCAUGAACGGGUGAUUCGACCAGCAGAAGUCGGUGUUACUCAAUCAGUAGAGAAUGAAGCAGAGGCGGACUCUUAAGCGAAAUGAUCCAAUUGUCAUGAUAAAAGAAGCAGACUCUUGGGAGAAACUGUUCUUGUCAUCCGGUGUUCGACAUCAUUCAGGCAUUUGUCUGUUUUAUUUAUCUGGGAUAGUUUAUAAGAUGCUGGGAAGCUAUGAUGAGAAGAUGCUUCUUCUCGUUGUGCCUGGAAAUGUUGUAGAUUUGAGGGGUUUCUGUUGCGUGCUUCCUUCCCCAAAUUGUUGAAGAGAGAUUCAUUUUAGUAUUUUUUUCUCCCCUGUUCUAACAACUUGUAACUCGUUGGUUGCGAGCAUAUUACGGUGUAUGGGUAUGGCUUAAGUUGUAUACAAUAAGAAUUACCUUGGUCCCUCUGCAACAACAGGGUUAGCCCAUCAUGUAAGUCAUGCUGCUGUUACCGUGAUGCAAGUGAGGGAUAAACUAAGAUGAAAUAACUACUGCGAUACUUACAGAGGGAUCACUGAAAUGUUUAGUCUCGAGACUUCAGAUAGAUACAUACUAACACCGAACAACAUCGACAAUGACAAGCUACGACUGGUUUCUGCCUAGGCGGGUUGUUAACACAGAGCUACAAGCCAUAUACAAUACGAUAUAAUGACGAGUCUCGAGUCUUCUCGUUCUGACGAGACUACCACUACUGCUACUGCCAGAAUUGAUCCCUCGCAACCUUCUGUAAAGGCAGCCACAACUUCCUGGUGUCUAACCAAAAGCCCAUGCCCUGCUUGAAUUUGCCGCCUCCUCCAUUGCUUCCUCCUUGUGCUCGCUGGGGGACUCUUUGUCCUCGUUGUCUUGGCCUUUCGAGCAUAGCCCCAGGUCCAGGGUACCGCCAUCAUCCGGAUCCUGUGCCUUUUCCUUCAUAGUCUCAUCAUCAUCCUCCGGCACAUCAUUCUCAGAAGCAUUGGACUCACUAAUCUGAUUCCCCUCACUUUCUUUGACCUCAACAUCAACGCUUUUCGCCGCCUUCUUUCUCUCCUCCAGCGCUGCAAUCGGAGUGUAGCGGAACUUCCGCCUGGGAGGCUCCUCCGCGGCGGAAGAUUCGUCGUCGCCUGCGCCUCCUCCGACACCGACAGCGAGAGGGGUCCAUCGACAGAGCAAGAGGCGAGAGCUCUCGUUGCUGCUGUUGUUGCUCAGCGCGGCGCUGUGGUGGCCGUUGGAGCGAGAGCUGUUGUUAUUAGCGGCCGGCGGUGGAGAAACGUGGACCCACUUCUUCUUCCACUUCCUCACCGGACCGUUGAACACGUUCGCCGUCGCCGACGGGCCGUACCGAGACGAAGCGCGGCCGAGCCGAGACCCCACGCCUUCCAUGUUUUUACCCCCCUUUCUGUUUCUUCUCUCGCUCGCUGGGUUCGAGUGAAACCUAGUGGGAGCUAACGAAAUAGAGAGCUCCGG
Molecule: messenger RNA, 2555 nt
Organism: Linum tenue
Lineage: Eukaryota; Viridiplantae; Streptophyta; Magnoliopsida; Malpighiales; Linaceae
Source: the annotation of a GenBank genome assembly